This is a messenger RNA of Dufourea novaeangliae, 1974 nucleotides long. RefSeq names its product esterase E4-like. The record is from RefSeq and is a predicted model, not a curated record. The transcript is spliced from 9 exons. Lineage: Eukaryota; Metazoa; Arthropoda; Insecta; Hymenoptera; Halictidae. Bases 132 to 1829 code for a protein of 565 amino acids.
CUUAACUUAACGACGAACGGGUGAAUGCUCGAGGAACAGGCCUCGCAGUGUUUCUCGAACGUCGGGCGAUUGAAUCUAUGAACGGACGACGUCUCGAAGUGUUCAAGGUUCUCGGAUAAUUCGGAAGGAAAAUGAAGGGGACAAUUUUCGCACGCGAAACGACGAUACUCUUGGCGAUUUUGUUCGGUAUCGUUGGCAUCGAAUGCGGUCCGUAUGGUACUGCGCAGCCGGAAGCGCCAGCACCGACCGGAACAAUCCGUGGUUCUAUUCUGGAUUCAAGGCUCGGCCGGAAGAUUUAUUCCUUCCGUGGUAUCAGAUACGGCGAGCCGCCUACGGGAGAACGUCGUUUUCAGGCUGCCGCUCCAGCGGCCGACUGGAACGGUGUUUUCGACGCUUCUGGGGAAGGUCCUUCGUGUCCGAAUAUAGACGAGACACAACCGAUGUCCGAGGAUUGCUUGCGUCUAAACGUGUACACGACCCGAUUACCCUCAAGACAUGAGAACGUAUCAAGGCCAGUUUUGGUGUUCUUUCAUCCAGGUGGUUUCUACUCGCUCUCUGGUCAGAGUUUCUACUUUGGCCCCCAGUAUAUGCUGGACAAAGAUAUCGUUCUGGUCACCGUGAAUUAUCGUCUUGGAACAUUAGGAUUCAUAGCCACAGGCGAUUCCCAGGCACCAGGAAACUUGGGUCUGAAGGAUCAAGUUCUGGCGCUUAGAUGGGUCCAAAGGAACAUCGCUACGUUCGGAGGGGAUCGAAAUUCCGUGACGAUCAGCGGUUACAGCGUCGGUGGUCUCAGCGUGAUGCUGCACUUGGUGUCCCCGAUGUCCAAGGAUCUAUUUCACCGAGCGAUCGUGAUGAGUGGUUCGCUGUUGACCACCGAGCCCUAUCCAACCGAUCAGAAAAAUCUAGCGAUCAAACAGGCGACGCUGUUGAACUGUCCCACAAACAAUACCCGUGAAAUGUUGUCUUGCUUGAAAUCGAAGCCUGUCGAGAAUUUCACGAAAACCAUGUCCGACCUUUUUGAAUGGCACGGUGAUCCGAUAGUGGUAUGGUAUCCAACGGUAGAGCCGAAUAUUCCAGGCGUCGAACGAUUUUUGACUGCGCAACCCGUCGAUCUGAUCAGACGAGGCCAGUUCCACCAAGUUCCAGUCAUAUUCGGUGUAACCAAGGACGAGUUUGGCGGAGUAGUCGUCCUGUUUGAAAAUGGAACCAGAACGGGAAACGAUUACUAUCGCGAGAUGAGGGACAAUUGGGACAGGAUUGCACCGAUCAGCUUCAUGUACGAAGGUGGAACAGAACGUUCGAAGUAUGUCAGCCGGGAAUUACGCGAGUUUUACUUUAAAGGUCGACCGAUCGAUUCGGCUAACAGGAACGGUCUUGCUGAGAUCUAUGCGGACAGCGUUAUUAUAUUCCCCAUGUGGCGCGGUGCGAGUCUAAUUGCUGAGUAUUCUAGGAAACCGGUAUACUUCUACGAAUUUACUUAUCAGGGACGUUACAGCUUUACCAUGUGGAACGCCACGACCCCAUACGGUGUUGUACACCAUGACGAUCUGCAGUACCUAUUCUUCAUGAAACAAUUCUUCCCAUUCUUCGAUAGAACUGCACCCGAAGUUCAAAUGGUAGAACUGUACACGUCCAUGUGGACGAACUUCAUCGAGACUGGCGAACCAGUUCCCAAAAGCGGACCGUUUAAUAAUAUAAAAUGGGACAGGUUUGCACCUGCGAAAAAGAACUAUUUAGAGAUCAACGUCAACCCUACGAUGAGAACUGGUUUAUACUCGGACAGGAUGAAGGAAUGGGAAAGACUGUUCCCCUUGCCCUCGUUGUCGUGAAUUGCAAUUAUUUAUUAACAGUAACUUAAUCCUUAUCUCCCGGUGGAUAUGCAUACGUUAUCUAUUGGAAACUCCUAAACUUUGACGUAAUCGUACGACAGACAUCGGUUAUAUAUACACGAAUAAAAGUGCUCAUUUUCCUUAU